Messenger RNA from Neurospora hispaniola, 1335 nucleotides. Its product is annotated as endoplasmic reticulum vesicle transporter-domain-containing protein. Lineage: Eukaryota; Fungi; Ascomycota; Sordariomycetes; Sordariales; Sordariaceae. Gene Ontology annotation, cellular component: COPII-coated ER to Golgi transport vesicle; endoplasmic reticulum membrane; Golgi membrane. The record is from RefSeq and is a predicted model, not a curated record. The coding region runs from base 1 to 1335 and encodes 444 amino acids. The transcript is spliced from 4 exons. Gene Ontology annotation, biological process: retrograde vesicle-mediated transport, Golgi to endoplasmic reticulum; endoplasmic reticulum to Golgi vesicle-mediated transport.
AUGGCCGGGAAAUCGAGAUUCACCAAGCUCGACGCUUUUACAAAAACAGUCGAAGAUGCCAGGAUCAGGACAACAUCCGGAGGCAUCGUCACCAUUGUCUCCCUGCUUGUUGUCUUGUUCCUCUCGUGGGGAGAAUGGAGAGACUACAGGAAGGUGGUGAUACACCCCGAGUUGGUGGUUGACAAGGGACGAGGCGAACGAAUGGAAAUCCAUCUCAACAUCACCUUCCCCAAAGUACCCUGCGAACUCUUGACCCUCGACGUAAUGGACGUAUCCGGCGAGCAACAACACGGCGUCCAGCACGGCGUCAAGAAGAUCAGACUUAGGCCCCAAAGCGAAGGAGGAGGCGAGAUUGACGCCAAGAUUCUUUCUCUCCACGCCGCCGACGAAUCCGCCACCCACCUCGAUCCCUCCUACUGCGGUCCAUGCUACGGCGCCCCGGCCCCGUACAACGCCAAAAAGCCCGGCUGCUGCUCCACCUGCGAAGAAGUGCGCGAAGCCUACGCCCAAGCCUCAUGGGCCUUUGGCGACGGCGCCACCAUGGAGCAAUGCCAGCGGGAGCACUACACGGAGCGGCUGGCCGAGCAGCGCCACGAAGGCUGCCGCAUCGAAGGCGGCCUGCGCGUCAACAAGGUGAUUGGCAACUUCCACAUUGCGCCCGGCCGGUCCUUCUCCAACGGCAACAUGCACGUCCACGACCUGGCGCAGUGGUGGAGCACGCCCGUCCCUGGCGGCCACUCCUUCAGCCACAUCAUUCACUCGUUGCGAUUCGGUCCCCAGCUGCCUGACGACUUGGUUCGCAAGUUGGGUGGUAAUGGGAAGAACACGCUGUGGACGAACCACCAUUUGAAUCCCCUGGACAACACCAAGCAGGAGACGGACGAUCCGAACUACAACUUCAUGUACUUUGUCAAGAUCGUUCCCACCAGCUACUUGCCUUUGGGCUGGGAGAAGCAGGCGGCGCAGAACAAGGCGACUUGGGAGCAGGACCACAGUGUUGGACUGGGCGCGUAUGGGUACGGAUCAGAUGGAAGCAUGGAGACGCAUCAGUAUAGCGUUACCAGCCAUAAGCGCAGCUUGACAGGAGGUGAUGAUUCGAAGGAGGGUCAUGGUGAGCGGUUGCACAGUAGGGGAGGUAUUCCGGGCGUGUUUUUCUCCUACGACAUCUCCCCCAUGAAGGUGGUCAACCGCGAAGAGCGCGCCAAGUCCUUCCUUGGCUUCUUGGCUGGUCUUUGCGCGGUCGUGGGUGGUACCUUGACCGUUGCGGCGGCGGUAGACAGAGGCUUGUUUGAGGGCACGGUGAGGUUGAAGAAGCUGAGGAGCAAGGAUAACUAA